UUUUUUUUCCCACUGAGUUUUCUUCCAUCAGAACGCUUAUUUUGCUCUAUUAUUUUUUAAUGCAGUGAUACCCCUUUUGCUUCCUGACUAGUUCUUCCCUCCGUGCUCGAAACUCGCUUUUCCUAUCUUUCCCAGCCACCUGCUCAUACGACAUGACGUACUGCCCGACCUAGAUUAAACCGUGAUGGCGCCAUGACAUCUCCGCUUGCCGGUCAGGAGGAGGUACAAGCUCCUAUGUCUCCCAAUGACUCCUCUCACCCCUAUCACUCCAAUGGCUCGAUCCAGCCUUCUUCCGACUCGACACCCGCAGAGAACGGCGACCCGUCUGUCCCGACCUCCAAGUGGUCCAGGUCGUCGAAAACGUCCAGCGACAGCGGCACAGAGGCCGACGAUGAGAGUACUGGCGUCUUGAGACGCCUACCGGCGCCUCCAUUACGCCCUCGGAAAGGUUUGCGGUUGUGCGGGGACGGCCUGGAGGGUGAUAACCGUGCGUGGCUUCCUGCGCUGCAACCUUGGCAUUCGUUGCUGGGUCGGUCGACUUCCCGGAGCUCUAGACGGAGCUCUAGACGGAGCUCGGGAGAGGAGGCGGAUUUUGAAACGGUCGGCAUGCGGCAGAGGAGGCUUCGUCGCAAGACGCGCGUUGAGGUGUUACGGAGAUUAUCAGAGACCCUGUUACUUCUGUCUGUAGGUGGGGUGGUGUUACUAUCGGAAGGUGUUCGAGAAGUCGCCUGGGUUUGGAAGAAAGAAAUCCUCACCCAUUGCCUCCUUGUCGCCGGUCUUUAUGCCGCUUACCCUCUCACCGUGUCUAAAUGGAGGCACGAUCGUGGCCGUAUGCGGCUUGUAAGCCGUCUUUCGUUUCCUUUACCCUCUAGUUUCGAUCCAGCGCCGCUCUUAUACCCCAUUCUUCUGCCGAUUUAUGUCUCUCUGUCCUUAACGCAGCAUAGACCCGCAUUGAUUCUGCCGAACAUCAUUCUUAGUCUUUCAUCUCUUCCCGCAUCGGUCAUCCCCCUGCACUGCUGGAAAUAUGGCUACAGUAUCUCGCAUUGGAUGGUAACAAUGAUCCCUGUCGUUGCUUCGGAACACUUCUCUUCAGGGAGCACGUGGCCUAAGCCGCUGUCCCUUCGGGGUCUCAACCCGGAGGUGCUAUUCCUUAUAUUUCCACUGCACCAGGCAUUGAUAUCCAUCCUUGAUUUCCUUCUAAGCACUAGCGUUCUACCAGCGGAGCUGCAGCUCUUGACUACCGCGUUGAUAAACCUGUUCAUGUUUUCGACCUCCCCGCAAGCUGAAAUUUUAAAGGCGCUGUUAUGGCUAGGUGGCAUGUGCACCCUCACUUUCUGUCGGCACAUUCUCCGUUGGGAGGUGGCUCUGGCCCGAAUUCCCAGUUGGAAGUUCCGUCGGUCGUCGGGCGGAUGGCAGUCCCCGAGAGGCGCGUUGAAUGCGAUCGACAACAAGAUUUGUGAGAAGCUGAGCCGGACAGGGUCCCCACGGGAUUCUGGUUCGGACAGCGAGUAUCUCAAUGGUUACGGUGCCCCGGUGAAAAAGAACAAGAAGAUGGAUAGCUCACCUCGCGGCCGACCAAAUGGCCAUAAACGGACCGCAUCGGGGGAGAUCAUAUCUUCUAUGGCCAGCCUGGUCACUGGGGAACAUAUCUGGAGAUAUUCUAAAUCUGGGCACAAGCGACGACACACGGUAUCGUCUUUUGAGGAGGUCACACACUCCGAGCGAGUCAGAACCACUCCAAGCGGCCGCCGGAAGCGGCUGAUGGCUCCGGAACUUGCGUCCUUCCUUUCGAUGACCACGGCCCAAGCACAGGUUCGCAAAUGGGCGUACGCAUUAUGCGCAUAUGCCGCAAUUCUCGGUAUCAUAAUGGGGCCUAUUCGGAUAUAUGUUGGUGCACAGGCCUUAAACGGGAACGAGCCCUUCGGCUGGGCGUUGGGGUAUUUCUUUGGAAACGUGACGUGGUUUAGAUUCUGGGUGAUCUUAUUAGAUCUUGAACGAUGGAUCAGCCUACCAGCCCGAAUUGACAGCGACGAUUCGAACAAAUUCUGCGACUUUGGAUGGGUGGAAAAUGUCCGUCACCACACGCUAGGGGAAGCUAACACGCGCCUCUGGAUCAGCGCGUACUGCAUGCUUGUUCUGGUGACGGGCCUAGCCACCGUCCUGAAACUAAGCUCCAUUGUGGAAGUGGACACGAGACGGAAGAUCUUCCACGGCAUGAUGGUCAUGAUGUUCCUCCCAACCAUCUACGUUGACCCGGCCUUCUGCGCUCUUGCUCUGGCGCUGGUCCUGUCAAUAUUCCUUCUUCUCGACCUGUUCCGUGCCUCCCAGUUACCCCCGAUCUCUCGGCCGCUGACCAACUUUCUUGCCCCGUACGUUGACGGUCGCGACUACCGCGGACCCGUGAUUGUCUCUCACGUAUUUCUUCUGAUCGGAUGCUCUAUUCCCCUCUGGUUAUCUCUGGCGGACGUCCCCCGAAUGGGGACUGGUCCGUGGGAAGGGUGGGAUGUUGUUUCGCGGCAAGUGAGCAUGGUCAGCGGAGUGAUCUGCGUUGGGAUGGGAGAUGCGGCUGCCUCGCUGGUAGGUCGUCGGUUCGGACGCCUCAAAUGGUUCUGGGGUGGGGGGAAGUCACUCGAAGGCAGCAUUUCCUUUGCUCUCGCGGUGUUCUGUGGCCUUGCUGCUGCACAGGCAUGGAUCACGCUGGGAGGGUGGCUGGUGAGUGGUUCGGAGGGUAGCUACUCCUAUUCUUGGCUCUGGGCCGCCAGCAAAGCCAUUCUUGCUGCCAUGGGAGCCAGUGCAACGGAAGCCGUUCUUACGGGGUGCAAUGAUAAUGUGGUUGUGCCCGUGGUGCUGUGGCUGUUGGUAAGGGGCCUGGGUAUAUAAUUCGAAUGGACAGCACCCAACGACGACAGAUGCGGAGAACCCCUAUGUGUAAAUGUACUGACUUUGUGAUGUGCCAUCUCUUCCCCCCCUUUUUUUUUUUGUCGCGUCUCAUUUUGUUUUCUACUUGCUCUCUAUUUCUCUUCUUUUCCUGGGUAUAAUAUUUGGGUUAUAGAGGGAGCCCCGGGGGUUAUUGUCUGUUUCACGAUUACCCAUCGCUUCUCUUUUGCAAUGAGCAUGAUUGUCUGUGCGAUCAGUUUGACGAGCUCUAGACGCAGGAUAGAAUUGAGUGAGCAACCAAGGUGCUAAGGAUGUACGUUUGAGACAGGGGAGGGUAAUAAUAGUAAUGCAGUAAGAGGAUUACGAGCCAAUCUGGAUGGUUUUCUGUCGGUUUAUUUACCUCAAUACGGAGUAGAGACUUGACGUGGACAGGGAGAGGGCCAACCACAUGCGGCACCGACUCUUUUAUCAUAUUGCAGUUGGGCAUUGACCACAGCUUGGAGCUCAGACACGGAGAUGCAACCAAUCCAGAAUGGAACCAUGCGUAGGAGGUAGAUUAAUCCGUCUUCUCAGGCAUUGCAUUUAAUAUAUUAUAAUAUGUACUCGAGCGAUAUACC
This is a messenger RNA of Monascus purpureus, 3494 nucleotides long. The record is from the annotation of a GenBank genome assembly. NCBI's taxonomy places the organism in Eukaryota, Fungi, Ascomycota, Eurotiomycetes, Eurotiales, Aspergillaceae.